AUGGAUAAUAAAAUGUUUUUAAGAAGAUCAUCACGUUUGAGCCAGAAUUUUGAUGAUAAUAGUAGGAACCGUGAUUUGAUAGAAAAAGGGGAUGGUAGUAAUAUGGUAAAAAAACAGAUGACACGUGAGAGGAGAAAAAGUAUUUAUAAGGAUAAAGAUGAAAGUUUAUUAAGUACUGAUGAAAAUAGUUCAACAAAUGAUAGUGAUUAUACAUUAAGCGUUAAUGAUGAUGAUUCAUCUGUAGGUAACAGAAGAAAAUAUAAUAAAGAAAAUGAUAAUAAUAAUAAUAAUAAUAACAGAAAUGAUCGUAGAAAUAAAAAUAAAAAUAAACACAUCAAUAGUAAUAAUAAUAGUGGUGAUAAUUCUAAUGCUAUUGUUCCUUUAUGUGAGGGAAAUAAAAAUAAAGAUCGUGAAGGUAUCGAAAAUGGGAGAACUACUAAAAAUAACAACUAUGAAAAGAAUAAUUUAAAAAAUAAUAGUUAUAUUGAUAUUCUUAAUGAAGAUAUAGACGAUGAAGAUUUUGAUAUUUUUAAAAAAAGUAAAAUGGAUAGAAGUAAAAGGAUAUCAACCACUUAUAGAAAUAGUCAAUAUAAUGAUAUAAAUUUAAAAAAAAGGAAAAGUGUUUAUGUAGAAUCUAGCAAUAGUGAAGAUUCAAAUAAAAGUGAUGACGAUGAUGAAGAAUAUAUUAAUGAAGAAAGGUCACGAAAUAAUAAAAAGAAAAAGUUAAAACAAACAUAUAGUAGUACAUUUAAAAAUAAAAAGAAUUUUGUUAAUAAGAAAGUUUUUAAAAAUUUUGAAGAUUUUAAUUUAUAUGAAAAUAUAAAAAAGAAUCCAAAAAAUUUACAUGAUAUAAUUGAAGAAAUAUAUUAUAGUUUAUUUAAUAAAGAUACAAAUGAAAAAGUUAAAAUAUCUACAUUUUUUCUUAAUUUUUUAGCUGAAUGUUCAGGUAAUGAAACUUUAACAUGGACUGUUGAUAUUAUAGAUUAUAUAGAUAAACAAAUAUAUUUAUAUGAAGAUAUACCAAAUAAUAAUCAAUUACAAAAUGUUAUAAUAGGUAAUACAAUAAAUAAUACUACUCUUAGUGAUAUAAUGACACCAUCUACAGUUAGAUCUAGUAAUAAAAUAACAAACAUGGAUGAAAUUAUAAGAGAUGAAAAUAAUUUUGAAAAAGUAUGUACUUUUAAAUGUGAGAAGUUAGAACAAUAUUUAAGUGCCGAUUUAAAUACAGAUGUUUUAAUAAAAAUUAAAAAUGAAAAUAAUAAGUCAUAUAAAACAUUUUCUAACUUUUUUACUGAUUUUUCAUUCCAUUUUGAUGAAAAUUAUAUAUAUGAUAUUUUAUAUAUAUGUAUAUGGAUAUUUUCAUUAAGUGUAAGUAAAUAUAGAAAAAUACGUUUCACCUCCUCUUUGGCUAGUUUAUCUAUACUUUUAGGAUUAUGUAAAAAAAUACAUUAUAUAAAUAAUCAUGAAAGACAAUCAAGAAAGCAACUAAUGGCAGAAUAUACAAGAGAAAGAAAAAAUACCAACAAUUUAACAACAGUUGCAGCAAGAAAAAGGAAUAGUACUACCACCACCACAACAAUAACAAGGAUAAAUAAUACUACUCAUAAUAAUAGUAAUAAUAAUAAUAGUACUGUAGAAAUUAUGAGUGAUGAUCGCUCUUUAAAUAUUGAAGAUCUUAUUAAUUAUAAAAGUAAAAACGAUAACGAAUUACACAAUAUUGUUGAAAGGAAUUUAAUUAUUAGUCAAUUAAUUGAUAAUAUUAAUGAAGAUAGGAAAAAUUUAACCAUAUUAAAUAAUUUUCUUUUAUGUACAUACAAUAUAUUAUAUAAAAAUAAAAUUAAAGAUAUCUUUAUAGAUAUUAGAAUAAUAACAUUAGAAUAUUUUUAUCUGUAUUUAGAUGUAUUAACUUUAUAUUUUACUAAUAGAAAAUUUACCAAGUUAUUAAUAUGGAUUUUAUAUGAUAAGGAUAAUAAAAUAAAAAUACUAUGUUUGAAGAUUUUAAUAUAUUUAUGUAAUUAUUAUAAUAAUAGUAAUAAGAAAAAUUUCAAAAUUGUAGAAUUAUUAUAUAUGUCGAAAAAGAAAUUAUUAAAUUUAAUAUUUGAUAGUGAUUAUAAUGUAAGAAUAAAAACAUUCGAAUUAAUAUUACAAAUGAAUAAAAUGAAAAUAAAUAGAACAGAAUUUUUACAUUUUAAAAAAACAUUAAAAGAUAGAAAAAAAAAUGGAACUUAUAAUAAGAAGGAUGAUCCACAUAUAAAUGAUAAUACUUCUUCUUCUUCAGAGUAUGAAGAAGACAGUGAUCUGAAUAGCACAGAAUCAGAAAAUAUUCAAAAUAAAAAAUCUGUAGUAUUAUAUAAUGAUAAUAAAAAGAAUAAAAGAAAUAAAAAAAAUGCAGGAAAGAAAAAUAAUAAUGAUAAUGAUAAAGAGGAUGAUAUUUACGUCGUAUCUGAUAACAUGUGUAUACUUUCAACAAAAGAAAAAAAAAUUGUUAGUAAUUUGAUAUGGUUCAAUAAUAAUAAUAAAAUAUCACAGAUGAUUACAUCUUUAAUAUACGAGUCUCAAAUUAAGAACAAAAUAAAAAAUUAUGAAAAAAGAAAACAUACUUAUUUUGAUGUUGAACAUAAUGAUACUAAUAGUGAAAUAGUUAAAUAUAAUAUAAUUUAUCUGACAAAAUAUUUAAAUAAAAAUAUACCUACUGUUAAAAAUUUUGUCCAUUAUUUUGAUUAUAUGAAAAAUUAUAAUGAAAAUCUAAAGUUGUAUACAGUUAUUGAUAAAUUUAUAACAGGUAUAAGAGAAAAGCUAGAUUGUAUAAAUAGUAUUGACAUUAUAAUCGAGUUGUUAUGUGAGGAUGAUAUUUCUUUAUCAUAUAUAGGAAAAAAAAAAGAAAAUAAUAAAACAAAUGAUAAGGAAAAGGAAAUGCAAAAGGAUAAAAAUGACGUAGAAUUAUCAAAAAAAUUUAAUCAUAAUAAUAAUAAUGAUGAUGAUGAUAAUAAUAAUAUAAUAGAUGAGGAACAUAUAACACAAAAUAAUACACAAAACAGAGAACAAUCCACAUAUAUAUCACACGACUGUCAUAAAAAUAAUUCUGAUAAAGGUCGUGAUUUAAGAAAGUGCUUACUUUAUAUAUGUGAAUCGUCUUAUCGAAAUUUACAAAAUGAUAUUAAUGAAAUGGAAAAGAAUAAAAAUAGAAAAGGUACUAGUCUUUCAACAACUAAUAACAAUAUGAAUAAUAUUAAUAUUAAUGGUGGUUUGAUAACAGAUAAAAAUACACAUCAUUCAAAACUGAAUAAUGAUACAAAUAAAAUAAAAAAAAUGAUUAUAUAUACAUUUUAUAUUAUUAAAAAUAGUAAACAAUUAAUAAAAUUACAUCAAACAAAUCAAGAACACUUACUAUUAGUUUUUAAAAUUUUAAAAAUAGCUUUAUAUGAAUGUAAACAUAUUUAUAAGCAUGAAGAAAAAAAUAAUAUCUAUAAUUUUUCAAGCACCAUUAUGGAAUAUUUUAAAAAUGAUAUUGAAAGUAAUAUGAAUUAUUUCUUUAAUAAUAUCUUUAUAUAUUUAAAUGAAACAUAUGAAUAUUUAUUUUAUUUAUUAAAAAAUUUUAAAUUACCAUAUUAUUCAUCCAAAUAUACUAUGAAUAUUAUAUCAAUCUUUUUAUCAUUAAAUGAUUCACUAAAAGGUUCAAACAAAUUGUCAAGUGAUCUAUUUUUUGAUUUGUAUUAUACAUAUUUUAAUAAUUUUCUAGAGAGUUUCUUAUAUUAUCAAAAGAAUUAUAAUAUGGAAGUUGAUAGAAAUGAAGAAGAUAAUAAAGCAGAAUAUGAAAGUGAUACACAUAAUGAACAUGCUGAAGAUAGUAUAUAUCUUUUGAAUAAGAAAAGGAAAAUAAUACUUAUUACUGAAAAUUUAGUAAAUAAAGAUAAAAAUAUUAUUGAAGCAAUCGAAGAAGAAAUAAUAUUAAAUCUAACUAAUUUAAUUCAUAUAUAUACAUUAGGUUUUAAUUUUAUAAACAAUGAUUUAUCUAAUUAUAAAGAUAUAAAAAAUGAUAUAUUAAAAAAAAAAAAAUCUAUAGACAAAAGUAUUAAAAUGUUAUGUGAACAAGAUUAUUUUAGUACUAAGGUGAAAGAAAAAUGUCAAUCUUUUUUUUUCAAAGAUAAUAUUAUAAAUUUGAAUGAAUUAUUAGAAGAAAAUAUAUUAACAACUUAUUAUGAUCAAAAUGAUGUCGAAAGUUAUAAUGAUGAAAAUAAUAUAGAUAAUGAUCAAUAUAGUGAUGAUAUGGAUAUGUCUUAUGAUGAUAAUGAUGAAUAUAUAAAUUAUAUGGGAAAAAAAAAUAAAAAUAAAAAUAACAAACAAAAUAAACAUAACAAUAAUAAUAAUAAUAUGUAUAAAAGAAAAAGCACAAAUAUUCAAAAUAUAUUACAUUCAAAUGAUAAUAUGACAAAAAAUAACAAAAAUUUUAAUUCUAAUAAUUUUCACAGUGAAGAAGAAAAUUUUCAAUAUGAACAAAAUUUACAUAAUUUAUAUUAUUCAUCUGAUGCUUCUAUACAUGCAAAUGUUAUUAUACACUUAUGUUUACAUAUUAUAAAAGCUAAGGUCAACUCUAUUUAUUAUUAUGAUGAAGAUGUGGUUCUUCAUACACCUUCUUCAAGAUUGUUAUUAUUAUGUAUUGAUCAAAUUUAUAUAAUAUAUGAAAAUUAUAUAUAUCAUCUAUGUAAAAAAAGAUAUUUCUUUAAUUUUCUAUAUAACAUAUUCUUACAUAAAUAUAAAAAUGAUAAGAUAGAUGGCAAAAAGAAUAAAAAUAAUGAACACAAUAUAAAUGAUGACGGAUCUAAUUUAGAAAAUAGUAUUCCAAAUAAUAAUAUAAAAAUAGAAAUAAACGAAAAUGAUAAGUCAGAGAAAAAUGAUUUUAUUGAUAAUAAUAAAAAUAAGAACAAUAAAGAAAAUGAUAGUAAUAAUAAUAUAAAUUUAGAUGAUUUAAAAAAAUUACAUAAUUUAAAUAAUAAGAAAAUUGAUGCACUAAAAAAUAUCUUUAUAGAAUUAAAUUAUAUAUAUGAAAAUAUUUCAAUACUUAGAAAUGAUAUAAAUCAUGUACUUAUCUUUUUAAUUAGAUCUUGUAAUAACACUAUUUUAAGAUAUGGUACAUUUUUAAAUUUAAUGAAUAUAGCUCAAUUAGAAAAUAUACUUUUAUAUUCUAUUGAAGAUUUAAAUAAAUAUAAGACGUUAGAAUUAUUUUUAAAUAAAAUUAAUAACAAUGAUGAAAUAACAUCACAUAUGGAUAUACAUAUAAAAGAGGACAUGGAACAUUAUUUAGAUAAGGAUGAAGAAAUUAAUAAAUACAAAAAUGUGUGUAGAUAUAUAUAUAAAGAUGAUAAUAUUCUUUUUAAUUUUGUUACAGAAUUAUUUAAAUAUGUUGAAAAUAUGAAUAAUAAUAAUUAUAAUUUUGUUAAUUCAUUUUUGUCUAUAGAUAUUAGUGUAUUUUUUCCUAUUAAUACAUAUACAUAUAUUGCAGAUAUGUGUAAAAUAUAUAAUAAAGAUGUAUUAAGUAAGAAUGAAAAGAUUUUAGAAAUGCAAUAUAUGCAUAUGACAUUAAUUAUAGCUCAAUUUAUUUUGAAUUGUAACAAUAUCAAUAUAUUUAAUAGUUGUUUAGGUGUAUUAUUAUUAAUUCAUUUAAAUGUAAAGAAUAAAGGGUUAUCUUCUAUAGCUCUGAAUUUUCAUAAUAAAUUAAAAAAAUAUAAUAUUGAUGUGUUUUAUGAAGUUUUAUUAUGUGCAUUAAUUGGAUUAUAUACUGCUUAUAUUAAUAAUGCUCUAGAAGAGAAAGAUCUUCUAUUGUUUAGUACAUCCAUAGCUAACCGUUUAGGAGUAAAAAUUGUAGAAAAACAAAAAUUGCCUUUAUGUAAAUUUAUACAUUCAUGUGUAAAUUGUGCCUUAAAUUUAAAAAAUCAAAAUUCCUUCUUAAAAUAUAUAUUGCCAUAUGCACAAAAAUUGAGUCUUUCUGAAUAUCAGCUAAAUUAUUUAAAAAAGCAAAUUUUAAACUUAAUUGAAUCUUAUAACGUAGCUAACCAAUCUAACAUAAAAUAUGAAAAUAGUAUAUUUGAACAUAUGGUCCUUAUUAUAUGUAAAAAAAGAAAAUUGAAUGAUGAAUUUAAAGACAUCAAUUAUGAAAAUAGUUAUAUGAAUUUGAAUGAAAGUAUACAUAUGAACAUUAGCAAAAAUAUUAUUAAUCGAAAUAGGCAAUCUGAGGCAUCCACUAUUAUUAAAACAAGAAAAAGUGUAUUACAUGAGAAUAGGAAUAAGGAGAAUGACCAAACAAACAAAAUUAAUCAUAAUAAUAAUAAUAAUAAUAAUAAUGAUAAUAAUAAUGAUAAUGAUAAUAAUGAUAAUGAUAAUAAUGAUAUACGACGUGAUGAUUUAUCAGAUGAAGAUAAUAAUAUAGACAAGAACAAAUUAUCCAAUGCUGAAGAUAAUAUUAAUACCGAAAGUGAUGUCAAUGAAAAUAAUUAUAUAAAUAAUAAUGUGAAUCAUUAUAAAAUUAAGAAAGAAUUAAUACAUCAUGAAAAUGACAAUGGAGAAAGAGAAGAAAGGAACAAUGCUCAUAAAUCUAAAGAUAAGCAUAAAAAAAUGAAUAAGAAAAAUUAUGCAAAUGAAAACAAUCAUAGUAAUAAUAAUGACUUAUAUUCUGAGUUGGAUGAAAAAUCACAUUCAAACUCUACAUUGAGUGAUUUUGUUAGUUUAAAUGAUGAAGAUAAUAAAAAUAAGGACAAAGGAAAAUCUCAUUAUGAUAUAAAUUCUAGCCCUAAACCUGUAAGAUCCCAAAAAUAUACUAAUAGACAUGUUAUUCCAAAAUAUAAUUCACAACUAAAUAUGAAUGAUACUGAUAAUAAAUCAGAAGGUAUAAAUUCUAAGCGUUCGGUGGAUAUAUCUUUAAACAGUUCAUUAGGUAAUAUCAGUUAUAAAGAUGAUGAUGAUGAUAAUAUAUCUCUUAUAUCAGAUUUAAAAACAAAGAAUAAAUAUUUCACACAAAAUGAAGAUGAUUCAAAUUCUGAUAUAGUACCUGGAAUGUCACCUAUUAAAAAAAAUGAUGGAAAGAGAAGUGAACUAUCAACACCUAUAUCAUACGCCGAUGAUUUAAUGAACUUUUAA
Messenger RNA from Plasmodium adleri (nom. inval.), 7131 nucleotides. RefSeq names its product conserved Plasmodium protein, unknown function. The record is from RefSeq and is a predicted model, not a curated record. NCBI's taxonomy places the organism in Eukaryota, Apicomplexa, Aconoidasida, Haemosporida, Plasmodiidae. Gene Ontology annotation, biological process: RNA polymerase III preinitiation complex assembly. Gene Ontology annotation, cellular component: transcription factor TFIIIB complex. Gene Ontology annotation, molecular function: TFIIIC-class transcription factor complex binding. The transcript has a single exon. The coding region runs from base 1 to 7131 and encodes 2376 amino acids.